Messenger RNA from Oreochromis niloticus (Nile tilapia), 1745 nucleotides. RefSeq lists its product as uncharacterized. NCBI's taxonomy places the organism in Eukaryota, Metazoa, Chordata, Actinopteri, Cichliformes, Cichlidae. Bases 756 to 1487 code for a protein of 243 amino acids. The record is from RefSeq and is a predicted model, not a curated record. The transcript is spliced from 3 exons.
GUUUACAGAAAGAUAACAGUCCUCUUGGUUGCUCUCUUUGUUUCAAGUUGUGUUAAAGGUGGAACUACAACUGUCAUGGUCGGACGGGCCAGUCGACCUGCCUGUCUUUGUUUUUGUGUACUUUCUCCUCUCCUUUUCCUUCUUCGCUGUCCUGUGCAUAUUGUUUAUGGAAGUCACACUUCCAGAAGUCGGGCAACACCCGACCCAGAAGCGCUUCAGCACUGGAGCCACCACAUCUGGAACUGAUUCGGCGUCCAGAUGCUUCCAAUCAUCCGACAUUUUGAGCAGAGCUACUUAAUGGUGUGGUCAGAAGACAGUCAGUGCUGGUCUAUGCCUGGUAGUAGCCCAAGUAUCGUGUUGUGAGAAAAGUGUGCGCCUGCAAGAAGAGAGACGUACUGUUUGCUGUUUGUUUCCACUAGGAACAGGGACGGAAUCGAUUUUGCAGAGGUGGAUCAGAAGCACUGGAGUAUUUCUGGAAAGGGGACAGAAACACACUGACACGCACUAUCUGGGAACUGGAGGAGACCACAUGGAACAGUUUACUGGACUAACUUUAACUGUAAAUAAACGCACUUUCUUUCCAUCAAGAGCUCUGCAGUAAAGUCUAUCUACAGAAGAACAAUUUGAAGACUGAAGACACAGCAGUGAAUUACUGUGCCAAAGGAUACAAAUGAAAAUAUUCUUUCUUUCAGCUCUACUUAUCUGAAUGCUAACUAUCCAGAGAUAGUGGACCAACACACACACAGUUAAACAAGAUGCUCUGUAGGACAGUGCUGCUGCUUUUGACUGUCUGCUGUGCAGAGGGGUUUGAGCAGAAUCCUGUUAAAACAACAGUUAUUCCCUCUUCUGACGGCACCAAUAUCACCAAAUGCGUUGUGAAAGAGUUUGUACCAAAGAAACAUGACCUCAAAUGGCUGAAAAACGGAAAAGACAUCACCAGCAAAAUAGAUCUGCCGUUUAAAGUUUUGACUACAGUUUCGGAAUCAAGAAAGGAUGGAAAGAAAGUGUACAAUGCAGAAAGUCGUCUCACAGUAAAUUCCAGUGAUGUGAAUGCAGAUACUGAAUUCACUUGUGUGUUAAAGGGAGGGCAAAAUGCAUCUUUGAAUAAACCUGACAGAGACAACCCAGAAGGGCCAACAAUGGCACUCUACAUUCUCCCACAGCUGCACACUGACCCAUAUAAGCCUGAAGAUGAAAUCACAUUGGUGUGUCUGGUCACCAGUACUGUAAAAAAGGCGUAUAAAAUCAAAUGGUCAGAGAGUAAUGGAAGAAAUCCUGGCCGUUAUGUUACAGGCACCAACGUCCGUCCACAGCAGAGUAAAAAUGACCAGAAAUGGCGAAGCAUGAGUUUUUACACUACCACUAAGGAAAACUGGUACAAAAAAGAUCCAACCAAAACGUUCACCUGCCAUGUCCGUUCUGAAAAUAUUAAAAAAUCAGUGUCCAGUGGCAUUGGUAAUUCUAAAGAAUGUGACUAUAACUACUAAGCUUUAAAUGUGAUAUUUCGUACUUGUGUCAUUCUUUGUCUGUGAGAGUUUAUGAAUACAUGUGCACUUGUGAUGUCAGUCACUGUGAGACAAAAUCUAUGCUUUUGUUGUCAUCAUGUUGUUUUUCAACCUAAGUCACAGUGUCAUUUAGUUGUGUACGAUUAAAGAAAUUAUUUUACUGCUACUGUUCAUAACCAUCAUCUUUAUCGUUGCAUUAAUUAUCAUUUCAUCAAAGCAUUUAUUGAAGCUGUUGGCAUU